CCUCUCCAGGACUCCUGGAGAGGGACAGCAACAAGUGCAUGGAGGCAACAUAGGGACUUUCAGCCUGCAGCAGCUGCAGUGAGACAGCCCGGUUCCUCAUGAGCACCCAAGGAGGAGAGCUGGAGAUGGAUGACUGCCUGGAGACAUUGAAAGAUGAGGAGGAAGCUUUGUGGGAGAACGUAGAAUGCAACCGCCACAUGCUGAGCCGCUACAUCAAUCCAGCCAAACUGACCCCAUACCUGCGGCAGUGUAAAGUAAUUGAUGAGCAAGAUGAGGAUGAAGUACUCAACUCACUUAUGCUGCCCUCCAAAAUUAACCGAGCAGGCCGACUGCUGGACAUUCUUCACACCAAGGGCCAAAGAGGCUACGUAGUUUUCUUGGAGAGCCUGGAGUUUUACUAUCCUGAACUCUACAAACUGGUGACAGGGAAAGAGCCAACACGGAGAUUUUCCACUAUUGUUGUGGAGGAGGGACAUGAAGGCCUUACCCAUUUCCUAAUGAAUGAGAUCAUUAAGCUUCAGCAGCAAGUAAAGGCAAAAGAUGUGCAGCGCUGUGAACUCUUGGCUAAGUCUCGGCAGUUGGAGGAUGAGAGAAGGCAACUAAAAUUGAACAAGAUGGAGCUGGUGACCUUCCAGGACAGAUACAACAAGAUGAAGGAGGAAAGGAACAACUACAAUGAUGAGCUGGUCAAGGUGAAGGAUGAAAACUACAAUCUGGCCAUGAGAUAUGCUCAGCUGAGUGAAGAGAAAAAUAUGGCUGUGAUGAGGAGCCGAGACCUCCAGUUAGAGAUUGACCAGCUGAAGCAUCGCUUGAACAAAGUGGAAGAGGAAUGCAAGCUGGAGAGAAACCAGUCACUGAAGCUGAAGAACGAUAUUGAAAACCGGCCCAAAAAGGAACAGGUGCUGGAGCUGGAGAGGGAGAAUGUGAUGAUGAAGACAAAAAUCCAGGAGUUACAGUCCAUUAUCCAGGCUGACAAACGGAGUUUGCCAGAUUCAGACAAAGCCAUUUUGGAUAUUCUGGAACAUGACCGUAAGGAGGCACUAGAAGAUCGUCAUGAGUUGGUCAACAAGAUAUUUAAUCUCCAAGAGGAGAUUCGUCAUGUGGAGGACUUGAGAGAUAAGCAUCGUAUGAACACUGUGAUGAUACAGCUAGAGGAGGUGGAGAAGGAGCGAGAUCAGGCGUUCCGUUCCCGUGAUGAGGCUCAGACACAGUACUCGCAGUGUCUGAUUGAAAAGGAUAAAUACAGGAAGCAGAUUCGAGAGCUGGAAGAGAGGAACGAUGAAUUCCAAAUUGAAGUGGUUCGGAAAGAAGCUUGCAUUGUUAACCUAGAGUGCAAACUCCGACGUCUCUCCAAGGACAGUAACUUUCAUGACCAGAGUUUGCCACGGAAUCUGCCAAUUACCAUUAUUUCCCAGACCUUUGGGGCUCCCAGCCCAAAAGCCAAUGGUCAGGAAGCAGACGAUUCCUCCACUUCUGAAGAGUCUCCAGAAGACAACAAAUUCUUCUUGCCUGAUCAAGCUCGACUCAAGAGAAGAGUGAACCUAAAGGGAAUCCAGAUAAAUCCAAGAGCUAAAUCUCCUGUCAGUAUGAACAAAACAUCAGAGUUUCAAGCAGUUAGAGCACACGAUGAAGACGGGGCUGAUGCCAGCAGUGGCCGCACAGAUACUAGUUCCUCUAAUCCUGUUUCCAUCAGUAACUCCAUCAGCAGCUGUGAAGUCAGCAAAAUUCAAACCUUGAGAAGUCGCAAUGACAGUAUCAUGUCCACCACGCCGGAGCCUCCAGGAAAUGACUCGAUAGUCCGACGCUGCAAGGAGGACGCUCCUCACUGCAGCCUGGCUGAAGAAGACAAUGACAGCUUUGGAUAUGAUACUUUGGAGCUAGAUGAUGACAGUCAUGACAGACACUCCCACGGAGCUCCAUCAGUGCACUCUUCCUCUUCUUCUCAUCAGUCGGAAGGCCUGGAUGCCUAUGACCUUGAGCAUGUCAGCUCCAUAUUCAGAAAGUUCUCCCUGGAAAGACCUUUUCGUCCCUCCGUCACAUCCGUUGGCCGCAUCAGAAACUCCUGCUACACCAUCCAGCGUGUCACAUUGAAUGGAGACAGCCUCAACUCGGAAAUUACCCUGGUUGGCGGGAAUGACAAAGGGAGCUUUAUUAGCUCUGUCAAGACAGGAUCACUUGCAGAGAAAGCAGGUCUUCGAGAGGGACACCAGCUCCUUCUGUUCGAGGGCUGCAUCAAAGGGGAAAAUCAGAGUGUUCCCUUGGAUACUUGCACAAAGGAAGAAGUUCACUGGACAAUUCAGAGGUGCAGUGGUCCAGUCACACUCCAGUAUAAAUCAAAUCAUGAAGGUUACCGGAAACUGCUGUCAGAACUGGAAGAAGGGCUUAUCACAUCAGGGGACUCGUUUCAUAUCCGCCUGAAUCUGAACAUCUCCAGCCAGCAGGACUGCUGUUCCCUGUCGGUGAAAUGUGAUGAGAUUGUACAUAUUCUUGACACCAUGUAUCAGGGGAAGUGUGAGUGGUUGUGUGCCAGAGUUGAUCCUUUCACAGACAGGGAUCUGGAAACAGGGACCAUUCCCAGCUACAGCAGAGCCCAGCAACUUCUUUUGGUGAAGCUGCAACGGUUGAUGCACAGAGGAAGCAGGGAUGAGACAGAAAGCUCACAUAAUACGCUUCGGUCACUGCGGAACACACUGCAAACAGAGGAGCCGGCCCCACAGAAUGAUCCAAAAUCCAGCCCUCGCCUGUCCCGAGCAAGCUUUCUUUUGGGCCAAAUCUUACAGUUCGUCAGCAGGUCUGAGAACAAGUACAAGCGUAUGAACAGCAACGAGCGGGUCCGCAUCGUCACCGGCUGGCCCUCCGGUCUGGCACGAACCUCAUCUGAAGCAAAAAAGCACUUUCCUGAUAAACUGGAGGAUUUGGAUUCCGAAAGCGAAAUUAAUAAGAGCGUCAGUCUGAUCCCCUAUAGCUUGGUGAGACCAAUCCACUGUGAGCGCAGGCGCCCCGUGCUCUUCACCCCCUCCAUGCUGGCCAAGACCUUGGUCCAGAAGCUCCUCAACUCUGGAGGUGCCCUGGAAUUCAACAUGUGCAAACCAGAUAUUGUAACAAAGGAAGAGUUCUUACGGAAGCAAAGGACAGAGACUAUCAUCUUCAGCCGAGAAAAGAAUCUGAACACGUAUGAAUGUAUUGUACCUGCCAAUAUCGAGGCUGUCACUGCCAAGAAUAAGCAUUGUCUGCUGGAAGCUGGAAUAAGCUGCACAAAGGAUUUAAUCAAAGCCAAGAUAUAUCCUAUUGUUCUCUUUAUCAGAGUCUCGGAGAAAAACAUCAAGAGGUUCAGGAAACUACUGCCAAAGCCAGAGACUGAGGAUGAGUUUUUACGUAUGUGCCGUCUGAAGGAGAAAGAACUGGAAGCGCUGCCUUGUCUUUAUGCCUCCAUAGAGGCAGACGCGUGGAGCAGCAUCGAGGAUCUUAUCCGAACCAUAAAAGACAAGAUUGGAGAAGAGCAGCGUAAAACCAUCUGGAUAGACGAAGAUCAGCUAUAAAGAACAAUAAAUAAAAUGGAGCUCUAUGGUUACAUAAGGACAUAGCAACGCGGAGCGGAGCCUUUCAGAAUCCUCGGAGCCGGCGCUGGGCGCUCCCGAUUCACCCUCGCUGGCUGGGAACUCUCCAUGCUGGCAG
Messenger RNA from Tinamus guttatus (white-throated tinamou), 3675 nucleotides. Lineage: Eukaryota; Metazoa; Chordata; Aves; Tinamiformes; Tinamidae. The record is from RefSeq and is a predicted model, not a curated record.